Sporisorium graminicola is the source of this 1479-nucleotide messenger RNA. RefSeq lists its product as uncharacterized. The transcript has a single exon. Bases 1 to 1479 code for a protein of 492 amino acids. The record is from RefSeq and is a predicted model, not a curated record. Lineage: Eukaryota; Fungi; Basidiomycota; Ustilaginomycetes; Ustilaginales; Ustilaginaceae.
AUGGACCGGCUGCGCGUCGCGAGGGUAGCAUCCCUCGAAAAUGUCCAAGCAUGCUUGCUGAUGGAGUCGCUUCUUUUGCAUCCAUCGAUCCACUUCAACGGCAAUCUCAACCUGGCUGGUACGCCGGUUCCAGCCAAGCACCGAAGCUUGCUUGCAUACACCAACGGACACUGGUACGUCGUUGCCAUUAAGCACAUGCUCGACCUGGGCAUACACUGCAAGGAGAAGGUCAUGACGAUCAAGGAUGCAGCGCUGCGUGGGGAAACGCUGUUCACGUGGUGGCUCGCUUGCAUGGCCGACUCGGCAUCUGCGCUGUUCUUCCAACGUCGAUGUAUCAUUUCUGGCGACGACUACAACAGUGAUCCACCCGCAGGAGACGCAGACAACAAGAAGGAGGCGCCACACCCACUCGGAAGCCUCGACUCGUACUUGGCCUUCUUCGGCUCGAUGCACGAUGCCGUCGUGUUCCAGCGCAAGCUCUCCGCCAACUACUUUGCACCCCGAAGUCACAUCGAGGGCGUACGUCUCGACAACGUGGUCGAGAUUGUCGAGAUGCUCAAAAAGUGGCGUCUGGAACAUCUGGAAAAGGUGGGCGUUCCCCUGCCGCACUGGCCUCCUCACUGGGACUACAUCGCCGCUGUGAGCGCCUGUACCAGCGACAUCAAUUAUCAUGCCAACUGGAUCGUGCUGUGGCGUCUGGUCGACGAGAUGGGCAUCUAUGGAACGGACCGUUCCGAUGCCACCUCACCCAUUCAUCAAGAUCGGCUUAAACGACGCGUUGCCUCGGAGCAAGACGCCACGCCGCGAGACCAGGUUCCUGACGCAGAACAGGUGCAGCUGACCCUAGCAACGAUUCAGGAGGAGGCGCUCAACAGUGCACUUCGAAUCGCCGGGCUGACCGAGAUCCUUCGCAGCAACCAAUACUUGCGUCUGGAUCCGUGCAACUCGCUGCAGAGCCUGGAGGUGGCGGCGCACAUGCUGAUCCGGUUCCAGAGGAGCGAGGUGGAUAUCAUCGUGGCUGGACUCCGGCAGUACGGCCUGUCGUACGAAGACUGUUUCGACAAGGCGGAUCUCAUGGAGGACCUGGCGGCGGCGUACAACGAGCGGGCACGCGAGGAUUCCACUUUUGUGCCUGGUUCGGCGCUGGGUCUGGCGAUGGAGCGCGAUGGUGCCGCUGCGAAUGAGCACAAUGGAAUUCCUGAGCUGGCGAUUGCCGCCGCCGCGCUGUCGAAUGCUGCAGCAUCGGCUAAUGGCGGCGCAGAAGCGGAAGGGUACAGCUUCGACGCGGACGCCGCAGCGGCGCCUCAGGCCCACACCAACGUGGACGUAGAUUCGUCAGCGGAUGUCAAGGAUGCAACUCACGCCCCGUCGUUCGACAGCAUAUUCACCACGUCUACCGACGACCCGCGCAACGACAUCGCCAUCUCGGCACACGUGUACAACGGCAUGCGGGACUCUGCGCAUCCGGGUUUUCCUUAG